UCAGUGAAUUCAAGUCAAGUGAGUAGUCAAAGUCAUUUCGAUUUUGGCAAAAUUCAAAAUUCAAAUGGUAUGUUAGCUGAUGCAAGUUGAUUAUUGUACCGUGUAUUAAUUUAUUAUAUUAUAUGCGCUAGGCGCUGCUGCUAAAUGCUAAUACAUAUUAUGUAGACCAAAAGCCUCGCAAAUUACGCUAUUGGCUUCUCAAACAGUCAAAUUAUUUGUGAUUUUUCCGCUUUUGUCGUGAUUCCGGAAUCUGGAUUCGUUCUUACUCCUUAUAUAAAUAUUGUGAUUUGUAUUUUUGUGACAAUGCUAGCAGAAAAUAUAUUGUUAUGUUAUAUUUACAAUUAAUCCUGAUUCUUUCUAAUUAAAUAAGAGAGUAAGAAAAAAGAUUUAUGUCAAUUGAAAAACAGCAAGGUUAUGACGGCGUUGGUCAAAAUUUUUAAAACGAAUUAUGGAUAUCUGGCAAGAAAAACCUAAUGAAUCUCCUAGUAAGAUAUCUGAUAACAACAAAGUCUCGAUCACGUGCUCGAAUGUUCCUGAAGAACUAUUUGAUGCCACUGCAGCCAAGAAACAUUUCAGUAAAUUUGGUCGGGUACAUAAGAUACGACUGCUUCCGAAACGGCAAAUGUGCAUAAUUCAAUAUGAAAAUCACAGUUCAGUAGAGAAAGCUUUACUGAAUGCCGGAGCAUAUGAUGGAUUCUUGUUUGAAGUGACGAGGACUAAAUUACGCACAAGAAGAAAAAGUAAGAAGGAUGAUGAUCCAGAUUGGCUACCAGACUCUGAUGUUGAAGAGGAAUUAACUGCUAUGAGUGGCAGUGCUAUUUAUAGAGUGCCACGACAAAAACCUAUGGAGAUUGAAAAUACAAAUAAAAUAGCUCAAAAGAUUAAACAAACUAUACCAAGGAAGAAGGUUCAAGACCCUCCAAGACCAAAAGCUCAGGUUCAACCAACCAGUGGUAUUGAGUCCCCAGUGAUUGUGGCAACCCAAACCACUCUCAGUACAUCUGAAGCUGCUACGGAGCUGAACCAACUCAGAUCUAAAGUUUCACUAACACCAGAUGAAAAAUGGAGGAUUCUUGACUCACGAGACAGGAUCCUACGUUCAUGGGGCGGGGCAGGCUCAAGGGUGAAAGUAGGAGGUGCUACCAUUGGAACAUGUCCAGACAUGUGUCCGGAGAAAGAAUUGCUGCACAGACAGGCUGAACAUCAGGUGAUGACAUUAGAAACGGUGGUGGACUCAGAUGGUGAACUAGAGACUUGGCGUGCAGUGAAGCAGUACAGUCGUAGCUCAGCUGACCAAGAGAUGCCUAUGUGCUACGAGCUGAGACCUCCACGUGUCCUGAUGAAGACUUGUGCAUAUUUGCUGCAUGAGAUUGCUGACACCACCAGACAGGUAACAUUGGCUGAUUGGUUUCAUUUCAUGUGGGAUCGUUUGCGCAGCAUUCGUAAGGACAUAACACAACAAGCUCUGUGCUGUGCAGAUUCAAUACACCUAGUGGAAAUGUGUGCUCGUUUCCAUGCUCACUGCGCGGCACGCCUCGCCGACCUUGAACACACACAGUUCGACCAGAAACUCAAUACCGACAACCUGACCAAGUGUUUGCAAACCCUGAAGCACAUGUAUUCUGACGCCACGGCCGAUCUGAAACCAAACGAGGCCGAGUUUAGGGGAUAUAUUGCGUUACUUAACCUCGGUGAUGCCAAUUUCUGGUGGGAGAUUAAACAGUUGCCUCUUGAUAUCCAAAAAUCGGCACCAAUCCUAUUUGCAAUCAAAAUUUUUGCUGCACUUGACAACAACAACUAUGUCAGAUUUUUUCGUUUGGUUCGUGAUGAGGCAACUUACCUCCAAGCUUGUAUUCUUCUACGUUAUUUCAAUGAUGUUCGCGCUAGAGCACUGGUUAGAAUAGUUAAAGCCUAUGCCCCCAGAGGUGGUUCGAAGUAUCCAGCUGAAGAUUUAAUUAACUCUCUCGCAUUUGAAUCCUUCGAAAGCAUGCAUGCUUUUAUAUGUCAUUAUGGUCUGCGAUGCUCCAAGUCUGAUCAAGAUGUAUCGGUCAUAUUAGAUCGCAAUCAGUUUAUUGAGGACAGUGAUCCUUACCCUAUGGCACGAUCAAUAGAACUCAUAGAGUCUAAACGUAAGAGUAAUGUGGCAGGUGUAAUCUCUGGUGGCAAUUUACCAAACUAUGACUAUAAGAAUCAUAUUUGUUAUUCCAGUUUUAAUUCUGAUGGUAGAUUAAAAGAUAUGGCUUUGAUUGCUGAAGAUCUGGGCUAUAACACAUUAAAUGAUAGUAAUAAAGAUAUAAGAGCUCUGAAAAAUGAAUUACAUAAGCUCAACAAUGGCGUGAAGAGUUUCGUAAUUAACGAAAUAAUCCAACAUCAAAAAACUAAUACUCCAGAACCAGUUUUACUAAAAGAAUCAAAACCAGAUAUACCAAAAGAGACAAGCUUAUUUACUCCUUCAAGUAAGAAGAAUAGAAGUAAACCAUUCUUUUUCCAACCUGCUACACCUCUUGACGUGCCUGCGGUUAUAAAAAUAUCACCUGAAAAGAUAAGUUCAGAUAAUAUAAAGAACGUUUUUAAAUUUUCCAAACCUAACGCUACUCCUGAUGUAAAAUCUGUACCUCCUAAAAAUAUAUUCGGUUCUAUAACAUCCAAUAGCAAAAUUAGCAGUUCAAGCUUAUUUAAGCUAGAAAAAAGUGAUCAUGAGCAAAGUCAAAAUUUGUUCACAAGCAAAAAUGAAACCAAUGUAUUUUCCAAAACUCAAACAGGGGGUUCAAUAUUUGCACCUACAUUACCACCAAGCAACGAUAGCUCAGUUCCUAUAAAAAGUUUAUUUGCUAGUGCAAAUACUACUAACAUUUUCUUAAAAAAUGAUGUAAAGAAAGGAAGUAUUUUUGCGUCUUCACAAAAACCAUUGGUUACUACGAAUGACGAAAGUGGACCUAAUAAACUCUCACCAGGAACCUUAUUUAAGCAAGCAAAUGAACCUUUCACUUCAAGUAACCAAAAGUAUUCAAUAUUUAGUAGCAAAAAUAAGAUAUUAGAAACCACUAAAACAAUUUUACAAGAAAAUAAUGUGUAUGAAUUUGAUCAUAAUGAACAGCCCAUAAAUAGUGAAAUUUUAUCAUUAAACGAAGAGAAAAAGAAGCGUGAAGAAGAAAUAGAAAGAAUUAAAAAAGAUGCCGAAUUAAGAGAAAUAGAAAGGAAAAACGAAGAAGUGAGACGACAAGAACAAGCACGUCGCAAACAAGAGGAAAUGAAACGGCUAGAAGAAAUUCGGAAAAAGGAACAGGAAAAGAAGGAACUAGAACUGAAAAGAGAACUAGAAGAGAAAAGACAAGCCGAGAUGAAAAGAAUUGCUGAAGUUAAUGCAGAAUUAUUUAAACAAAAGGUUGAGAAAGAAUCUCAAGACCUCAUUGAAGAGUUGUUGGAUGAGUUAAAUAAAGAAUGUGUUGAAAUGUGCAUUAAAGAAGAAAUGGAUAAAUUAAAUAAUCUUAUAAUGUUUGCCAAAGGUUAUACUGAUGAAGUUAUAAAUGAACUAGUAGAAGAUAUAAGUUCUGCUGAGCUUAAUGCUGAAAUUUUCUGGACUAAAACUUUAAUGAAAAAAUGGUUUAAUAUGUGGAAGAAACACACCAUCAGAAAUUUUAAAAGGCGACGUCUACUUGAUGAUACACCUAUUUGGUUAUCCGAUAAAACACCUAAAGAGAAAGCUAGAUUUUUAAAAAGGUUAUCAGAAGAUUCGGCAUUAAAACAAAUGAAUGCGUUUCACAGAGGUUAUAAAUUCAAAGGAGAGUUAAAUGAAUUGCCACCUCCAGAGAAAUAUAACAUCAUGGAACUUAUAAAAUCUCCAUUGCUUAAACGAAUGAAACAAAUUAACUAUCCUUAUGAUAAGUGCUUCUUUUGGAAGUUGACACUUGUUGCGCCAGGCUCAAAUACUUGGGCAUAUAAAAAAAUUAAUAUUGAGAGAUGGCUUUUAAAUGCAUUUGGUGGUGAAUUUUCUAUGACUGUAAAUGGCCUUAUACAUUUAAAAAAGCAAUCAUGGAAUAAUUUAAUGGAUUUUGCUACAUCUGUAACACUGAUAAUAGAGGACAAAUGCCAAAAUCAUGAAGAAGUUCUUCAAGGGUCUAAUGGGCUAAUAUUUUAUAUGUGCCAUGAAAUAAAUUAUAAUAUAGAUAUAAUUGAAAAUGUUUUAAAGAAAAUGGUUGUAUAUCAUGUGGUGCCUAUAGCAAUUAUUACAACCAAGAUAAAUAAUACAAUAUUUGAAAAUGAUCUUAAGUCAUUAUUAUCUAAACACAUGGAAGACAAAGUUAUAUCUGAUUUUAAAAUAUAUGUUUUAAAUCCAGAAAACGCUGCAGAAUCCUUGAGUUUGUCAACAAAAAGUGCUAUGAAGUGGCUUGCUAAACGGUGCCCGAAACCACCAUCAAUAGAAAUUGACUCUGUAAAAGGAUUAUGUGAAAGAUAUUUGGGUAAUGAGCUAUGGCAUCGAUUGAGGUCAGAACACGAUUUGAGAGUCAAGGAUGUGAUGACGGAUUUGAGAAAAUUAGUCGAUCUAUACAAUGUAUCUGUAGAUAAAUUGACAGAUGUUCUGACUGAUGAAAACCUUAUCAACUACCCAUCAUUUCCACUUGAAUUCAAAAAGUAUUUAAAUAACUCUUCACCUUAUCCUAAGCCAUAUGAGUUUAUACAUAGUAAUGUCAAAAAUGGUGGUAAUUUGGAGUCAAUACGAUUUAUAAUGCAACAUCUGAAAUUGGAGAUUCCUAAACUAAAAAAUCAUUUAAAGAAUUCAUGUGUGCAAAAUCAAGUCCAACAGUAUUGUGAAGAAAUUGGUUGGCUAACUGACUCUGAUGUGGUGUGUAAAGUUGUUGCUCUCAUACCUAAAGACUUGAAUAAUAUUUCCUUAGCAUGUGAUGGGUUUGUCAAAAAUUUAAAUCAACUUCAUCCUGUAGAUAUAUUGAAUGUAAUAGUGUACGAAAAAUUCACGAGAAUAAAAGAUUUUGAAACAUAUUUUGCAAUUUACGAUAAGAAUGCACUAGACGGAUUUCGCAAUCUGGAUUGGUUAUAUAAUGUCAAAGUAAUUGCUGAUAUGAAACAUAAAGUUAAUGAAUUCAAAGAUGAGAUAGAUUAUUAUAUAGAAGCAAAACGACGAAGAGUUGAUGAAGAAUUCUUGGAAUACCCUGCCUUGCAAGAAAAAGAUUGUACCAAAUUACAGAGUAUAAUAGAAGCUGUAGAUAAAAGACUUGUAAAGGGCAGCAUGUGUACUAAAGCCCUGACAGAGUUAGAAAAAACAAUUGAUGAAGGAAAGAAGAGAUCAGAAGAAAUAGAUAAUUUGCUUCGAAUGUUUUACAAUGAUUAAUAUGUUUAGGCAUUAAUAAAAAUGUGAUAAAUAUUUUUUUAAA
Messenger RNA from Leptidea sinapis, 5390 nucleotides. RefSeq lists its product as uncharacterized. Gene Ontology annotation, biological process: mRNA export from nucleus. The coding region runs from base 449 to 5347 and encodes 1632 amino acids. NCBI's taxonomy places the organism in Eukaryota, Metazoa, Arthropoda, Insecta, Lepidoptera, Pieridae. Gene Ontology annotation, molecular function: RNA binding. The record is from RefSeq and is a predicted model, not a curated record. Gene Ontology annotation, cellular component: transcription export complex 2; nucleus; cytoplasm. The transcript has 10 exons.